AUGGCGUCAGUAAUUGCACUAUACUCCGUUCCGUAUGACUCGGAUGCUGAGUCUACCGAGCAGUACGGGAAGAGUUAUGCGCAAAUGCUUUCCGAAGACUUCAAUGAAGAUGGAUUCGACGACCCUAAUCUGCUCAAAUGCCUGGGCAAAGGACCUUCUGGGGAGGCUGUGAUACUUGUCGUUCCAUCCGUUUCCGCCCGUGUACGAAACAAUCACGAAGAUGCAUUGCGGCUGAUGGUUAAGAAGCUGAACCGCUUCUGCAGCUCCAAGUAUUCCCUCCUGGUCUGUCAGACAUGCACAACAUGGUCUGAUUACAAUUCUUACAAUUUCGUCAACCAGUGGUAUGACAUGCUCCCCAAGGGAUCGAAGAAGAAUCUGGAGAAGGUUUACAUGGUUCACUCCGCGUACACCACCAAGACCAUGCUUACAUGCAUGACACCGUUUGCCAAGGCUCGCGUGUGGGAGAAGAUUGAGUUCGUUGACAAGCUGGGCGACCUGCUGAAGCGCCUGAGACUUGACACGAAGAACAUGCUGAGGAACUUCCCAUACGCCGUUCAGCGCGCAGAAGAAAUUGCGCUUGGUAUUGAAACGCCGCUAUCGGUGUUUGGAACUGAGAUGUGGAUUUUGGCGUUGCGCGUGGGCUGCCCGUUCAAGGGCUUCCCGCUGAUUCCGCCGGCAGUGGCGCACGUAUUGACAAAGAUAGAAUCGCCGGAAGUUAUUGACACACCAAACCUUUUGAACCUGCAAUGCGGCCCCGAAGUUCUGUACGCUGCGGUCGGAGCGUAUGAGCUUUUGGGUGAGGGGUGCACCGUCGACUCCCCUGAAACCGCAGUGGCGCUAUUCAAGCUCUUGGUAGACACCCACGUCGGCGGUUUAAUUGGACCAAAGGCCUACAUUACGCUAAAGAAUGCUUUGCUACAGGGCAGCUCGAAUGAAGAGCUGGUUCAGAUGAUGGCCAAGGUCACCAACGAAUUCCAGCCUGUUCAAAAGGAUUGCAUUUUCUGCAUUAUAAAAACCCUACGGGCUAUUGCACGCCGUGCGUCGCGUAACGGUAUGACCGUUAAAGCGGUUUCUAAAAUAAUGGCUGGUUCUUUCUUCCGACCGCUGUCACCGGAUCCUUAUUGUUUCAAAGCCAUCCAGUCUAGCGAGAUGGUUUUGGGGACGAUGAUUGAAAAGCCUGAUAUGUUUUUCAAACGCGAGAAGGAGCCUCAUGAGCGCGAAGAAGGCCGGACAAAGACGGUUAAGCACAGUAGUCAUACGAAAUCAUCAUCGUCGUCGUCCGCUGCUGGUCCCCGUCUUUCGAAGUCGCCUUCCAUGCGCGCUCGAGAGGAGCUUCAGCGCAUCGCACAGCGAAAGGAAGCCGCACGCGGCUCAGCGUCCCCGCAUUCAGUGGAACGGACGCCAACAGCAGCACCCGCGAUGGACGAGGAAGAGUCGGAGCAGAUCACCGAGAUUGAGGAAUGA
Babesia ovata is the source of this 1464-nucleotide messenger RNA. RefSeq names its product domain containing protein. Gene Ontology annotation, biological process: signal transduction. The transcript is spliced from 3 exons. The record is from RefSeq and is a predicted model, not a curated record. The coding region runs from base 1 to 1464 and encodes 487 amino acids. Lineage: Eukaryota; Apicomplexa; Aconoidasida; Piroplasmida; Babesiidae.